AUGGAGAAUCCGAGCCUUCCACUCCGUAUGUUUGCAGACCGGGAAGAACCUGUUGGUGAUCGUGUUAAUUGCUAUUUCAAGUUUAACUUCAACCCGAAGAGCUUGCUGUGUAGCCCAAUUCCUCAAAUUAAUCGGUUUACUCUAACUAGUAAACCUGAAGUGACGCCUUAUUGGUUCACGCUUUUUGGUGGGGAAAAGCUUGCUUCUCUGCUUAGGAAGUCCAAGAAUCUGUCUUCUGAACUGCGGGUUAAGUAUGCGUGUUUGCUUCUUGUUGAUGGUCUUCUUUGCCGUCGUUCUUCUCACAUGAAGAUUCCUAAAGAGCAUGCUGAGAUGAUUCGCAACCUUGAUUUCUUUCUGAACUAUCUCUGGGGUCGCCACUCAUUUGAUAUGACAAUGCAGUGUAUUAAAUCCCGGUUUGUCACACAGUUAGCCCAGUCUACUGUUGCUGUCCAAGGUUUUAUGCAUACGUUGCAACUUCUAGUGCUGGAAGCUGUCCCUGCUGCAUCUCUCGUUGUUGAUGUUAUUUCCAUAAUCCCAACUCCUCGAGGCGAAGAUAGCGAGAUAGAAGAUUAUAGCUGGGCUGCUGAAGGUGAUGAUAGUUCUGUUGCACACAUGGAGAACCUAAUUAAUGAUGGUUUUGUUUUCUCCCGUCACAUGUUUGAAGGUGGGCAAAUUGGAUAUGGAGGCUCUGCUGCUCCAAAAAGUAAGAAUCCUGGUAAAGCCAAGCGGAAAGGGAAAUCUAAAUCAAGUUUGGAUGAUAGUGAAUUGGUUGGAUCGUCUACAACCAAGGAGGCACGGCUACACCGUUCUCGUGAUCGAGUUGUUUCCUCUAAUUUCAAAUUCAAAAUUCUGCAGGCUGUAACUGUUCAGAUUAAGACUACAGUGUCUGAGUGUAAAACCAUGAUUGCCAAUAGUGUCCGUUCUGAUUUUGAGCAUGUUGAGACCCGCCUUGAUAACAAAUUGGAGAAUGUUGUCCCUGUGCUGGUCAGGCAAUGUUUGAAAUCCAAGGAUUAUGAUGAAGUUAUUACAGAUGUAUUGAAAAAUCUCUGUCCUUCUGAUGGUCUUUUUGAUGAACCUGGAGAAAAUGUUCCUGAAGGUACUGCUAACUCUGCGGGUGAAGAUGUAUCUUUAGGGGGACCUAAUCAAUCAGGUCCUGGUGUUUCUGAGACAGUGCCGGUUCAGAAUUCUACUGGUGAUGCUGAGGUGAACGUUGUUGAUGUCCUUCUCUCAUUGGCAACUAACCCCAAAUUCAUUGCCAUCUGCCAGAGAACUAAACCAACGAGGGAACUUGAUUUUGGUGCUGGUCAUUAUUUGAAGGAUGCUGAUCUCAUAGCCAUUCCGAUAUCUAUUGAUCCAUGCCGUCCAGAUGUGAUGGACUCAUGUGUGAUGGUUAUGAGGGAUUUAUUUUUGAGUGGUCCCAAUUUGGCUUCUAAUGUUAGAGCUGACAUCCUACCUUGUGGCUUUGUGGUGGCUCUUGCGAAGCAGUUUUCUAAAUUCAAGAAGAUCUCUCGUAAAGAUUCUUUUGAGUUUGAUCCAAAUUUUGUUGAUGCUAUGCGUAGCUCUCGGUUGAUGCCAGAGCUUGACUUUAUUUGUGAGAUGUUCCCGUAUGUUGUACGUAAGAGUGGUGUCAAUAAUGGCAUGAAGAACUUCUCUACCAAAGUGAUCUCGUUCAAAAGGGAUACGUCUGUUGUGCAAGCGCCUUCUCGAGCUGAUACUGGUAUAUUGUCUCUUCUAUUUAUUGAGGCUCAUGUUUUAGGUGGAAUUGACAAGGUAUACGAAGUCAAGACUGCGACUCUCCAGGAGCGGGCGGACCAACUUGUUGUUGACAUGUAUGAGCAUUGCUGUGGUGAUAUUGAUCUUAGUGACAAUUAG
This is a messenger RNA of Arabis nemorensis, 1872 nucleotides long. The record is from the annotation of a GenBank genome assembly. Lineage: Eukaryota; Viridiplantae; Streptophyta; Magnoliopsida; Brassicales; Brassicaceae.